AUGGCGAAUCAAGAAAGAAAUACAGAGUCCACCGAUGAUGCAAUGUCAUCGUCUUCGGACUACAAUCUCUCUCUCCCCAUGGACAUCAUCGUCGACAUUCUCAAUCGUCUCCCUGUCAAAUCUCUCGUUCGAUUCAGGUGUGUAUGCAAAACCUUCCGCCACCUCAUCUCUAACCCCACCUUCAUCUCCUCCCACCUCCUCCACCACCGCACCCCCACCACCGCCGCCACCAUUUUCACCUUCAAACACCGCACCACCACCUCCCUCUCUCUGUUACAAUCACCCUCAUCGUCUCAAAACCCUGUCAAUCUGGUCCACCCUUGGUCCAACCACACUCGCAAUCUACACCUAAUCGGCUCCAUCAAUGGCCUCCUCUGUCUCUGUCUCCGUCUCUCGAACCAUCCACUCUAUUUCCAUCGACGCAUCAUCCUUCUCCUCUGGAACCCCGCUACCAAACUUUUCAAAUCUCUCCGCUCUCCCACCAUCCAAAUUCCUCCUACGUGUUUUCACCUCUCUCUUGGGUUCGGAUUCGGAUUCCAUUCUUCUACUUCUUCCAGUGACUACAAGGUCGUCAGGAUAGUUUCUUUCAAUUUACGGGUCCGAGCCGAGGUCUACUCUGCAAUUUCUAAUUGUUGGAGAGAGAUUCGUGGGAUGGAUUUGCACUUUUAUAUCCAUAAAUUGUCUUGUGAGGCGAUUGUCAAUGGAGCUCCCUAUUGGUUGCUCGCAACUCCUUCAAAUCAUUGUUUUCGCUUCGCAUGGUUUGAUUUUCAAAAUGAGGCUUUUGUCAUGUUGCCGGGGCUCGAUUUUUCUGGGUUCUACUUCGGGACUCUUGUCCACUGGAAACUAAUGGAUUGGAAAGAUAAUGCUGCUGUGGUUGUGUUGUGUCCUGGCAACCCAUUUUUUGAUGUGUGGAUGAUAGAGGAUCGUUGUGGCGGUGAGAGCAAUUGGUGUAAGAAAUUUGUGAUUGGACCGGUUUUGGGUGUUGAACAAUUUUGGGUGUUGCAAUGCACGAAGAAUGGUGAGAUUAUAGUAGCAGAAGCAGGGGGAAGGGUGACUCCUGAUGUCCAUUUUCAUAAAGAUUUGGAAUUGAAUAGCUUAGACAAUAUGCAGAUUGUAAUGGCUCUAGAAGAGGAGUUCAAGUUAGAAAUUCCAGAUAAAGAAGCUGAUAAGAUUGACUCCUGUUUUCUUGCAAUUGAGUAA
This is a messenger RNA of Camellia sinensis, 1200 nucleotides long. NCBI's taxonomy places the organism in Eukaryota, Viridiplantae, Streptophyta, Magnoliopsida, Ericales, Theaceae. The record is from RefSeq and is a predicted model, not a curated record.